Molecule: messenger RNA, 911 nt
Organism: Cuscuta campestris
Lineage: Eukaryota; Viridiplantae; Streptophyta; Magnoliopsida; Solanales; Convolvulaceae
Source: the annotation of a GenBank genome assembly
GUCAUCCGAACCUGAACCAGAACAGAUGACCCAAGGUUUAGCCCAAAACCCACCUUUUUCCCAGUAGAACCCCAAAUCCUUCUCUCCCUCAACCAUGGCCGCUCUUCUUCGUGCUGCGCGCAGCCGCUCGCUCGCCGCUUGCCGCGCCACGAUUAACGCAUUAUUCUCUCAUCCUCAACGAUUUAUUCUCGCCGCCGGUGGGUUCUCCAAGGGUUUCGCCUCCCAAUCUCUGCCGCAGACCGCUCGCAAAUCUCCGUUCUGCUCAAACAUGCUCAGGAUCCUCCAUAACGAAAUCGAUUACCUCUCCACUUGCGCUCCUCCCCAACCGCAUGUUACGGUUUUCAAUGAAUUUACAGUUCAAGAUCACCCAGCUGAGCAGUGGAUUACCUUAAAGAGGAAGUUUCAGGAUGAUGAAGACAUCAAAAUUGAAGUAACAAUGUUCGAUUGUGCAGUUCCCGUUUCCAAAUCUGGAGAUGGAACUUCUGAAGAUGUGCAGCUUCAUAUUAGUUUUCUAGUAGACAUAUGGAAGAAGGAAGAAGGACCUGACUCCUUGGAGUUUGUGUGCUCAGCUUGGCCAGAUCGUCUGGAAGUUCAAAAAGUCUAUAUUUUCAGGCGAGGAGGAUUGCAACCAUCGCCACUUCCAUAUAUGGGACCGAACAUCAAGGAUUUGGACAAAAAGCUUCAGGAUGGACUUUAUGAAUUCUUGAAGAAAAGAGGGGUAGAUGAUGAACUCUCUGUGUUCUUACACAAGCCGAGGGUCUCUUGGAGACAGCUUCUCUACUUUCGAGUAGGGGCAAGAUCUGCGUACACACCCCCUCUCCAAACCCUACUUUCGUGUGAUCCAACUGGGUCGUUGUGAAAGUGGGACAAGAAGUACAUUAAGAAGGCCCUCACGUGGCUUAGAGGCCGUG